Grammomys surdaster is the source of this 3285-nucleotide messenger RNA. Its product is annotated as 25-hydroxycholesterol 7-alpha-hydroxylase. The record is from RefSeq and is a predicted model, not a curated record. The transcript is spliced from 6 exons. Gene Ontology annotation, molecular function: heme binding; oxidoreductase activity, acting on paired donors, with incorporation or reduction of molecular oxygen; iron ion binding. The coding region runs from base 136 to 1659 and encodes 507 amino acids. Lineage: Eukaryota; Metazoa; Chordata; Mammalia; Rodentia; Muridae. Gene Ontology annotation, biological process: bile acid biosynthetic process; cholesterol homeostasis.
ACUAACUUUGUAGUUCAGCUGUGGGGGCCGCUGUGACAUUCUGCUCUGCGCUGCGGGCAGGCCAAAGCCUCUGGUCUAGACGAGAGGGCAGUGUGCUGAAGCCAUCGCGGCCGACAGAGCCAGCAGAGCGUCCGGAUGGAGGGAGCCACGACCCCAGAUGCCGCCUCUCCAGGCCCUCUGGCCCUCCUAGGCCUUCUUUUUGCAGCCACCUUGCUGUUCCCGGCCCUGUUCCUCCUCACUCGGCGCACCAGGCGCCCUCGUGAACCUCCCUUGAUAAAAGGUUGGCUUCCUUAUCUUGGCAUGGCCCUGAAAUUCUGGAAGGAUCCAUUAACUUUCUUGCAAACUCUUCAAAAGCAACAUGGUGACACUUUCACUGUCUUGCUUGGGGGGAAGUAUAUAACAUUUGUUCUGAACCCUUUCCAGUACCAGUAUGUAAUGAAAAACCCCAAACAAUUAAGCUUUGAUAAGUUCAGCAGACGAUUAUCAGCGAAAGCCUUCUCUGUCAAGAAGCUGCUAACUGAUGAUGACCUUAAUGAAGACAUUCACAGAGGCUAUCUACUUUUACAAGGCAAACCUUUGGACAGUCUUCUGGAAACCAUGAUCCAAGAAGUAAAAGAAAUAUUUGAGUCCCAACUGCUAAAAACCACAGAUUGGAAUACGGAAAGAAUAUUUGUGUUCUGUAGCUCAUUGGUAUUUGAGGUCACAUUUACAACUAUAUAUGGAAAAAUUCUUGGUGGUAACAAGAAACAAAUUAUCAGUGAGCUAAGGGAUGAUUUUUUAAAAUUUGAUGACAUUUUUCCAUACUUAGUAUCUGACAUACCUAUUCAGCUUCUAAGAAAUGCAGAAUCUAUGCAGAAGAAAAUUAUAAAAUGCCUCACAUCAGAAAAAGUAGCUCAGAUGCAAGGACGGUCAGAAAUUGUUCAGGAGAGGCAAGAUAUGCUGAAAAAAUACUAUAGGCAUGAAGACUUUGAAAUAGGAGCACAUCAUCUUGGCCUUCUCUGGGCCUCUCUAGCCAACACCAUUCCAGCUAUGUUCUGGGCAAUGUAUUAUAUUCUUCAGCAUCCAGAAGCUAUGGGAGCCCUACGUGACGAAAUUGACAGCUUUCUGCAGUCAACAGGUCAAAAGAAAGGACCUGGAAUUUCUGUCCACUUCACCAGAGAACAAUUGGACAGUUUGGUCUGCCUGGAAAGCACUAUUCUUGAGGUUCUGAGGCUGUGCUCAUACUCCAGCAUCAUCCGGGAAGUACAAGAGGAUAUGGAUUUCAGCUCAGAGAGUAGGAGCUACUCUCUGCGGAAAGGAGACUUUGUAGCUGUCUUUCCUCCAAUGAUACACAAUGACCCAGAAGUCUUCGAUGCUCCACAGGAAUUUAGGUUUGAUCGCUUCUUAGAAGAUGGUAAGAAGAAAACCACAUUUUUCAAAGAAGGAAAGAAGCUGAAGACUUACGUUAUACCAUUUGGACUUGGAAUAAGCAAAUGUCCAGGCAGAUAUUUUGCAAUUAAUGAAAUGAAGCUACUACUGAUUAUAUUUUUAACUUAUUUUGAUUUAGAAAUAAUUGACAGGAAGCCUAUAGGACUGAACCACAAUCGUAUGUUUUUAGGUGUUCAGCAUCCCAAUUCUGAUAUCUCAUUUAGGUACAAGGCAAAAUCAUGGAGAAGCUGAAAGUGGCAGAGAAGCUGAGCAGAGAGGCUGCACUGCUGAACUCUAUGAUUUGUUGCACUCCCCUAAACGCAACCACUACUCUUGUUUGUUUGAAAAUGGCAAAUUUAUAUUUGAUUGCAAUGAAUCCAGUUUGUUUUGGGUCACAAAACCUGUCAUAAAAUAGAGCAGCGUGAUGGUGUAAAAAAAUGUCAUGGCAAUCAUUUCAGGAUAAGGUAAAAUAAUGUUUUCAAGUUUGUACUUACUAUGAUUUUUAUCAUUUGUAGUGAAUGUACUUUUCCAGUAAUAAAUUUAACCCAGGGUUAUUUUUUUAAGUUACUGAAAUUCUCUAAUAUGGUUUUAUGUACUGCUGGAAAAUUGUGCCAUCGAUGGACAGUCUAACAAUUUCCAGUUUUCCAGAGAAGGGGGAAAUUAAAUCCCAUGCGUUACACUGUAUGAAAUUGUUCCCUUCAAGUAUAAUAACAAUAAUGUCUACAUCACCAGGGUACCUUUGCAUUAAAUGAGUUUUGCAAAAGAUUAAAUGUUCCAACUUCCCUUCAAUAUUUAAUCAUCCAUAAAUGCUCUUUAUAACUUUGUAUUCUACAGCUCAAUAGAACACAUUUAAUUGUUGUGUAAGAUGGCUCAUGUUCAAGUUAGAUACUGUUAAAUUGUAAUGUAUAGAAAACACAAGGCCUAUUAUAGAGUUAGUAGUUACCCUAGACAAUACUAUUAGGCUUACUGUGGAGAUAAAUGUUGAAGUUAUAAUGCCAUUGACGGUAGUAUUGGUCUGUAGUGUAAUCUGUGUUAUAUGAAUGUUUCCAUUUAUAUAAAUUGAGAAAUUAGGUAGAAUUAUUUAUCCACAGCCGUUUGGACUUGAAGGUUACUUUAUUUUUUAAGCUAUCAAAUUAAACUAUAUAAAAUAGUUUUAUCAGCCUGUAUUGAUUAGUAAAAGAUUUCUACUACCAAAUACCCCAGUGACUGACAUUUGACAUAAGUGGUGAUACAAAAUGUAAACUCACAGGCUAAAUAAUUAAACCAAAUUAAUUCAUUCUGUAUUAAUUAGAAAUUCUAAUGCUUUGGAAAUUUUUUAUUGUUAUUAUAAAGGAGAUUGGUUUAAAACAGCAUUCUAAAAUACUUACCAUACUAGGUAAUAUAACAUGGUAGCAUUUCUUUUCUCCUUCCUAGAGCACAGCUUCUAUGUAUGCUGUCCACAUGAAGGUCUACUGGCAUGAACUCUAGUUUUGCUUUAAUAGAGUUGUCUUUAUUCUCCAUGUCAUUCGUUUUUUUAAAAAAAAAUGCAAAAAUGACCAUUUAUAAUUAUAUAAAUUUACAGAAUACAAAGGGAGGUUAUGACUCACAAAAAAGAUGUCAAAUGAUUAAACCAACCCAGAUUAUUGAAUCAAACCACCUUUGUUAUAAGGUCAUUUGAGAUUUAUCCUCGUAGCAACUUUUGACCAUACAAUGCUCUAUUGUUAACUAUAUUCACAAAGAAAUGUGCUAAAGCCUCUUCUCACACACACCUCCAAACGACCAUCUUCAACCUGUCUGAGAUUUUGUGCCUUUUGGUUAUUUGCUCUACACUUUCCUCAGCCUCUGUAAUCAUCUUUCACUCUGUGCUUUAGUAAAUUGGAUUAUUUUGGAUUUCAUAUA